Molecule: messenger RNA, 678 nt
Organism: Aureobasidium musti
Lineage: Eukaryota; Fungi; Ascomycota; Dothideomycetes; Dothideales; Saccotheciaceae
Source: the annotation of a GenBank genome assembly
AUGGGUCGCGAAUUGCANAAGAAGAAGAACCGCUCUUCGACCUCCAAAGUCACCCAGAAGGCAAAGUCGAAGAGGAAGUUGUUGCAGAACCCCAUCAUUGCAGCCAACUGCCAAAACUACCGCCGUCUCGGACUCGUUUCCAAGUUGAACCACCCGACCGGUGGUGUUGAGAAGACAUCCAAGACAUUAGUCGAGGCUGCCAAUGGCCUCGCACCUGAGCCUACACCCGACAACCUCAACAUCAGCACAAAACUGCCCACUACCAUCAACAUCUCGGAAGUGAAGAUCAAGAGAGACCCCAAGACUGGCGCUAUUCUGGAAGUCUUGGACGAGAAGAAGGCCAACCCGCUGAACGACCCUCUGAACGACCUCGAAGACAGCGACGACGAGGGCUGGCAAGGAUUCGUGAAUGAGCACGGUGUUCUGGACGGAGCAAGACAAGGAGGCAGUGCAAAGACCGACGUGGUCCGUCAACUCGAGGAGCAAGCCGCACGCCCGAUCAAGAAGGCUCCUAGAAAGCAGAGCGAGCGUGAAGAAGAAUGGAUUGAGCGACUGGUCCAGAAGCACGGCGACGACUACCUUGCCAUGGCUCGCGACAUGAGACUCAACCCCAUGCAGCAGAGCGUCGGUGACCUCAAGAAGAGAGUCAAGAAGUGGAACGCCAAGCAACAAUCAUAA